Molecule: messenger RNA, 3401 nt
Organism: Impatiens glandulifera
Lineage: Eukaryota; Viridiplantae; Streptophyta; Magnoliopsida; Ericales; Balsaminaceae
Product: receptor-like protein kinase 5
Exons: 2
Coding region: 84-3179 (1031 amino acids)
Biological process (GO): protein phosphorylation
Molecular function (GO): ATP binding; receptor serine/threonine kinase binding; protein kinase activity
Source: RefSeq, a predicted model, not a curated record
UAUCAAUUGAAGAUCAUCUUCCUUCAUAUCCUCUACUCCAAAAUAAAGAUGUCACCACCAUUAUCCACCGGUUAACUGAAAAAAUGGCGAAAAAAUCCUUCUCGCCGGCGCCGUCUUCUCUCUCUAUCCUCUCUCUGUUCCUCCUCCCCUGCAUCUUCCUACCAUUUCUAGCCAAUUCCCAGCUCCCAAACGAAGAAGAAGCAAUCUUGCUUAAUAUCAAGAAAAUCUGGUCAAACCCACCAGUUCUAUCUCACUGGGUUCCAUCUUCAUCAAAUUCAACUCAUUGCAACUGGCCGGAGAUCAUUUGCAGUAAUGGGUAUGUCACCGGAAUCCAAUUAAUCGAUCUGAAUCUCACCGAACCAAUCCCACCUUUCAUUUGCGACCUUAAAAACCUCACUCACAUCGAUUUUCAGCUCAAUUACUUCUCCGGUCCUUUCCCAAAAGCAUUCUACAACUGUACCAAUCUUCAAUAUCUAGAUCUUUCUCAAAACACUUUCACCGGACCAAUUCCAAAUGACAUCGACAGUCUUUCAAAACAUCUCAAUUUUCUCAAUUUAUUGGCGAACAAUUUCAUCGGAGAUAUUCCUCCGGCAAUUGGACGGUUCCCGGAGCUCAAAUCAUUGAAUCUUAUUCAAAAUAAGUUCAAUGGUUCUUUCCCUUCUGAAAUAGGUGAUUUGUUAAACCUUGAAUUUCUUGAACUGUCAUUUAAUAAUUUCACACCAUCAGAGAUACCUAAGAGAUUUACCCAGUUGCAGAAACUUAAAAUCUUUUCAAUUAGAAGCUCGAAUUUGAUAGGUGAAAUCCCAGUUCAAAUUGGAAAUAUGACGGAUUUAGUAGUUCUAGAUUUAAAUAGUAAUGCCUUAACAGGGGAAAUCCCAAAAGGGUUACUUUUAUUGAAGAACUUAACUACUAUCUGGCUUUACAAAAAUCGCCUUUCUGGGCCAAUUCCCCGACCAAUUGAAUCCAUGAAUUUGGAAAUUAUUGAUCUUUCAGAGAAUUUCUUUAUGAACGGAACAAUCCCAUUUGAAUUUGGAAAUCUAGAAAACUUAAAAGAGUUGUCUUUGUUUGAUAACCAAUUUUCCGGCGGCUUACCGGAAAACCUUGGUCGUCUUACCGGAUUUCAGAUUCUCCGGUUAUGGAACAACAGUUUUGAAGGAACAAUUCCUCAGGAUCUUGGUCGUUAUUCAAACAUAACCGACUUUCAGGUUAGUUCGAAUAAAUUCACAGGUUUCUUACCAGAUGGUUUAUGCGAAAGAGGUGUAUUGAAAGGGUUAAUAGCAUUUGAUAACAACUUCACCGGAGAAUUACCCAAAUCUAUCGGAAAUUGCCCGGCGUUGAAGACAGUUCAGGUCCAAGGUAACAACCAUCUCACUGGUGAAAUCCCAAUUGGACUCUGGACUUCAUUCAAUCUCUCUGUUUUGAUAUUAAACGACAACUCUUUCACCGGCGAGUUACCCGACACAAUUGCGAUGAAUUUAUCGCGAAUUGAGCUCUCCAACAACAAGUUCUCCGGGGAAAUUCCAAACAGUGUCUCUUCAUGGAUUCGUUUAACCGUUUUCAAUGCGAGUAAUAAUCUUUUCACGGGUGGAAUUCCUCAAGGUUUAACAUCUCUUCCUUCUAUAACUACUAUAUUGCUUGACAACAAUCGGCUUUCGGGUAAUCUUCCAUUUGAUAUAAUCUCAUGGAAGGUUCUAAACAUGUUGAAUCUUCGAGGAAAUCAACUCUCUGGCGAAAUCCCACCUAAAUUCGGUUCUUUACCAAGUUUAACUGAUUUGGACUUAUCCAAUAAUCAAUUCUCCGGCGAAAUCCCACCUGAGUUUAACGAUUUGAAGCUGAAUGUUCUCAAUCUUUCCAACAAUAAAUUCUGGGGAAAAAUCCCGUCUGUGUUCGAAAACGGAGGCUACAAUUACAGUUUCUUGGAUAAUUCAGGUCUUUGCGCGAACAACCCAUCAGUCGGGAUUAAUCUUUGUUCGGAAUUGACGAAGAAUUCGCGAAGAAAGAGCAAAUCUUGGUUUGUGGUUAUGGCGGUAGUUUUGGCUGUUCUGUUUAUAGUUUCAGGUCUAUUGCUGUCUCUGUUUGCGGUUGGAUAUUAUAAAAAGAGAAAACUGGAGAUGAAUUCGAAAUGGAAGCUCACUUCGUUUCAAAGACUUGAAUUUACAGAGAUGAAUAUCUUGCCGGGCUUGACGGAGAAGAACUUGAUCGGAAGCGGAGGAUCGGGGAAAGUUUAUCGAGUUCCGAUUAAUCGUUCUUCUGGUUCGGUACAAUUCGUGGCGGUGAAGAAGAUUUCCAACAAGCAAAAUUUGGAUGAGAGAACUGACAAGGAAUUUCAGGCGGAAGUUAAGAUACUGAGUACGAUUCGACACUCUAACAUUGUCAAACUUAUGUGUUGUGUUUCUAGCGAUAAAUCGAAGCUUCUAGUUUAUGAAUUCCUGGAUAACCGAAGCCUGGACCGGUGGUUACACACGAGAAAGGAUAACUGUGUGCAGCCAUGCGAUCUGGGCUCGGUUCAUCAAUUUACGUUGGAUUGGCCUAAACGGCUUAGAAUCGCGAUUGGAGCGGCUCGUGGGCUUAGUUACAUGCACCAUGAUUGCACGCCGGCUGUAAUUCAUCGAGACGUGAAAUCCAGCAAUAUUCUCUUGGAUUCCUAUUUCAACGCUAAAGUUGCUGAUUUUGGCCUGGCGAAGAUAUUGCUGAAUCCAGGAGAAGCUAACACCAUGUCUGUCAUAGCCGGUUCAAUUGGAUACAUGUCUCCUGAAUACGCCCAGACGACAAGAGUGAACGAGAAGAUUGACGUUUACAGCUUUGGGGUAGUCCUGUUGGAGCUUGUGACAGGGAAACAAGCCCACCUGGGAGGUGAAAACACUAGCUUGGCCGAAUGGGCUUUGAUUCAAAUUCAAGAAAAGAAACCGAUAGUGGAAGCCUUGGACAUGGAUGCAAUGGAACCGUGCUAUCUCAACGAGAUGACUAGAGUAUUUGAACUCGGAGUGUAUUGUACUAGCGCUCAGCCUUUGACUAGGCCGAGCAUGAAGGAAGUUCUAGAAAUCUUACUGCGUUGCGGCCAACAACAUCAGGCGAAGGACGGGGAUAGCAACAUGUCUCCCGAGGCCUCAGGAGUUCCUUUAUUGAAGAAUUCGAGACGCGAAAGGAAAGAAGAGGAUGUCUUGGUGGACUUAGUGUGACGAAUUCCCAGUAGGGCAGGUGUUUUUGUAACAUAUAUAUAUAUAUUAUAGCAGCAUUAGGUUUUCUGUUCUGAUCCAUAUCCGAAUGGGAUACUAAUAUAUAAAAAUGUCAUUUUUCAAAUAAAUCUAUCAACGACGACUUCUCGUCUAGAUUUGGUUUCCAAAUGGGACAAUUUAGGAAAAAACAUUUUCCAGGUUCAGAUUUAUUCUAUUUCUGUUGAA